AUGUCCACCCAACAAACAGCCAAGACGCAGUACGUCGAAUUGCCACGUGGCGCUAAAUUCGCCUACCGACAAAUCGGCGCUGCUUUGGGCACACCUCUCGUCGUCCUAACCCACUUCCGUGGCACAAUGGACAAGUGGGAUCCCCUUGUCAUCAACACCCUGGCUGCCAACCGUCGCGUCAUUACAGUUGACUAUGCAGGCGUCGGUCUAAGCACUGGCGAAGUAGCCAACUCCAUUCGCCAAUCCGCAGCCGACAUCUCACAGUUCAUCGAAGUCAUCAAGGAGCCCGAGGUUGACCUUCUGGGCUUUAGUAUUGGAGGAUAUGUCGCACAGAUGGUUGCACUCAACUCUGAUCCCAACAAAGUCAAGAUCCGCAAGCUCAUCCUCGCUGGUACUGGAACUAGCCAUGGAGAAGACCUGGCCCUGUCUCCCAACGACGAUGUUGGCGCUGUGGCUGGUGUGAAGGAUGUCAACAUAGACGUCUUUAAGACUCUGUUCUUCCACAAGAACCCUGAAGGUGACGCUGCCGCAGAGGCGUGGUGGGGUCGUAUUCAUGAGCGAAAGCAGUCGACUUGUGGUGAAGAGGUUUCCGAAUGGCUCAGCAGUGGUUACAAAGAUCAAGGAAAAGGUAUCAAGGGCCAAGCGACACAGGGCCACACCUUUACGAUGAGUGCCGACACUAGCCGGGGUGAAGAGGGAGCUUAUGAUCGACUGUCGGAGAUCAAGAUCCCCGUCUUGGUAGCCAACGGAAACAACGAUUAUAUGAUUCCAACAUCAAACAGCUACCUCAUAUAUCAAAAAGUACCCAACGGCCAACUGAUUCUCUACCCCAACAGUGGACAUGGUUUCCUCUUCCAAUAUGCAACCACUUUCGUCAAGCACGCUGAGCUGUUUCUGCAGAGUUAG
Messenger RNA from Fusarium coffeatum, 906 nucleotides. RefSeq lists its product as uncharacterized. The record is from RefSeq and is a predicted model, not a curated record. The transcript is spliced from 2 exons. The coding region runs from base 1 to 906 and encodes 301 amino acids. NCBI's taxonomy places the organism in Eukaryota, Fungi, Ascomycota, Sordariomycetes, Hypocreales, Nectriaceae.